Molecule: messenger RNA, 982 nt
Organism: Canis lupus familiaris (dog)
Lineage: Eukaryota; Metazoa; Chordata; Mammalia; Carnivora; Canidae
Product: mediator of RNA polymerase II transcription subunit 8-like
Biological process (GO): regulation of transcription by RNA polymerase II
Cellular component (GO): mediator complex; core mediator complex
Molecular function (GO): RNA polymerase II cis-regulatory region sequence-specific DNA binding; transcription coregulator activity
Source: RefSeq, a predicted model, not a curated record
AUGCCAGGUAUACCCAAAUUUUUCAAAAUAAAUAAAGAUAAAAAUGAGUUAAAUAAAAGAUGUAAUUAUCUGGUCGCAGCCGCCGGGGCCAUCACCGCUAUCACCCUGCAGAGGGAGGAGAAGCAGCUGGAGGCAUCAUUAGAUGCACUGCUGAGUCAAGUGGCUGAUCUGAAGAACUCACUGGAGAGUUUCAUAUACAAGUUGGAGAACGAGUAUGACCGGCUGACCUGGCCGUCUGUCCUGGACAGCUUCGCCUUGCUCUCCGGACAGUUGAACACUUUGAACAAGGUCUUGAAGCAUGAAAAGACACCGCUGUUCCGCAACCAGGCCAUCAUCCCCCUGCUGCUGUCCUCAGACCGUGAUGAAGAUCUCAUGCGGCAGACCCAAGGACGAGUGCCUGUUUUCAGCCACAAGGUGGUCCCUGACCACCUGAGAACCAAGCCUGACCCUGAGGUCGAAGAGCAAGAGAAGCAGCUCACAACAGAUGCUGCUCGCAUUGGUACCGACGCAGCUCAGAAGCAGAUCCAGAGCUUGAAUAAAAUGUGCUCGAAACUUCUGGAGAAAAUCAGCAAAGAGGAAUGGGAAUCUGAGAGUGGAGGUCUCCGGCCAAACAAGCAGACCUUUAACCCUGCAGACACCAAUGCCUUAGUAGCAGCUGUGGCCUUUGGGAAGGGGCUAUCGAAUUGGAGGCCUUCUGGCAGUAGUGGUCCUGGCCAGCCCGGCCAGCCAGCUGGGCGGAUCCUUGCUGGAGCCUCAGGAUUACAGCAAGUACAGAUGGCGGGAGCUGCAAGCCAACAGCAGCCACUGCUCAGUGGGGUGCAGAUGACCCAGGCAGGUCAAACAGGGAAAAUGCCAAGUGGAAUAAAAACCAACAUCAAGUCUGCUUCAAUGCAUCCCUACCAGUGGUGAGUGUGGCCGGCAACUUGGCCCAAAGCUGGACUAGAUGGGUACAAUAAAGAGAACAUGGGCUUUCAGUGCCAGA